Orussus abietinus is the source of this 3175-nucleotide messenger RNA. RefSeq names its product PHD finger protein 14. The coding region runs from base 179 to 2986 and encodes 935 amino acids. The record is from RefSeq and is a predicted model, not a curated record. Gene Ontology annotation, biological process: regulation of transcription by RNA polymerase II. Lineage: Eukaryota; Metazoa; Arthropoda; Insecta; Hymenoptera; Orussidae. The transcript is spliced from 14 exons.
CGCGGCGGCGUCAGAAGAAAAGUGUGCAUUGGUUAAGAAAGAACCCCGUGGAAAUUAAGGACAACGAGGUAGAAUCCAACCGCGGGAGAUGUGCAGUAAAUAAAACCGACUUCUCGCGAGAUUAUUCCGAGGUGCUCUUUAAUUCAGAUGUGGUAAAAGGACUCGUGGCAAAGCAGGAAUGUCUCAAGAAGAGGACGUCGGAUUUUUGUAUAAAACUAUGAUCGAACGUGAUCCUAAAAAGAGGAGAGUGAAGCCUGUUGAAUCUGCGCAACAAUCGUUAUUAGAUUUUGACCUGGGUGAGAGCUCGGAUGAUAGCGACUUUCGGAUCGAAGACCACUGUGAAGAAUCGGACGAUGAUUCUGUAGAUUCAAACGAUGUUGGAAAGGACGAGGAAGAUGAAUCUAACGAAUCGGAUGACUCUUUGGAUGAUCCAUUACUCAGGGGAAAGGAUAAUUCCGGGGCGACUAUAGGCGAUGUAAUCGAACAAGCUCGUCAGCAAGCUGCAAGAGGCGGGUCUCUUGAUGAUAAGCUUAUGAAAAUGCUCAUCUGUUGCGGUUGUUUGGGCGACCGAAGUGAUGAUAUCAAUGAAAUUGUAGAAUGCGAUGGAUGUGGGGUCACUGUACACGAAGGCUGCUAUGGAGUGUCCGAUGUUGAAAGUUUUUCAAGCACUGACUCCCUGUGUCAAUCCGCACCAUGGUUCUGUGAAGCCUGUAGUGCAGGCAUCGAAGAUCCAUCGUGUGAACUCUGUCCCAAUAAAGGUGGAAUAUUUAAAGAGACUGACGUUGGGAAAUGGGUUCAUUUGGUGUGUGCUCUAUAUGUUCCAGGAGUUGCGUUUGGAGAGGUGGAUCGACUGGCCAGUGUCACGCUGUUCGAAAUGGCAUAUAGUAAAUGGGGAGCUAAGACUUGUUCUCUAUGCGAAGAUGCACGGUAUGCUCGUACUGGAGUAUGUAUCGAAUGUGAUGCUGGAAUGUGCCAUACAUAUUUUCACGUUACUUGUGCCCAGAGGGAAGGUCUCUUGUCAGAAGCACAUAGCGAGGAAGUGGACCAAGCCGAUCCAUUUUAUGCACAUUGCAAGUUACAUUCAGACAAGACUUUAGUACGUCGACGUAGACGCAAUUGGCUGGCUUUACAGCUACGUGCCCAGUAUCGUCAACAAUUGCUGAAGCAACCUGACCACUUAGACACAGAAGAGCAACGCAGGAUUCAACGAAAACUUGCAAAGCAUCGACAUAAAUACUUGGCUCAUAAGGCAUCGAGACCACCUCCUUGGGUCCCAACUCAGAAGAUGCCUCGCCUAUUGACAACCUCAGCCUCCGCUUGUCGACAAUUAGCAAAAAAGGCUGAACUAAUGGGAGUUGACACUGCCGCUUUAGAAGCACAAGAAGCACAACUAGUCGCAUUGGUCGAUGUACGAAAAAAGUGGCAUAUUCCUCCUGCAUUUAGUGUGGAAUUCAUCGGUUACUACUUGGACCGCAACCUCCGAGUGAUAUCGAUGAAGCGGAAGCUUCAAGAACUCCUAGAUGUUAAUUCACAACUACUUAAUGAGCAACAGAGACUUGAUAGAAAAUACGACGAAGUAAUGAAAGACAACGAGGAACAAAUUCGAAUUAACGUGACAUUGAAGGAAAAAAUUGAGAUGUAUCAUCAGGUACUUAGAGCCGCAGGCUACGUGAAGCCUCUACCGCUGGUAACGGAUAUUGCCAAACCAAGGAUACCGCCAACCCUUGGUACGGGGCUAGGGGUACCCACAGCAGCAGCUUUAAAAAUGGGAGUAGGUUUCCCAUUGCCGGUAGGAAAAGGUGGCGAAGGAGUACGCGAAGGUAGAGUCUUGAGCAGCCAAGCUCAAGAUCAAAAUCAUAAAGGGGAACUUGCCCUGAGACAUCAGUGUGGUAUCUGUCGGAGAUCUACCAAUCAACAUCUUCUUGCAAAGUGCGAUACCUGCCACUUGCAUUAUCAUCUCUCUUGUCUCAGUCCACCCCUUUCGCGGAUGCCUAAAAAGACAAAACUCAUGGGCUGGCAAUGCUCCGAAUGUGAUAAGGAAUCCUCUGGUUCAGAAGUGGAGCACGUUGAUACGUCUGCACCGCGUAGACUGAGACACUGUAAGGAUGAUUCAAAUCUAACUUCAACCCCACCUCAAGAAAUGCAAGCUCCCACUGCCCUCAACACUCCAACGACGUCAAAGAAUUCCAUUGAAAUCAAUGACGUAUCUCAUAUUGUAACUGCCGAUACACCAACUACACCGAAGUUGACGAUAAAGCCUUUGGGACCACUGCCACCAGUGCAGGAGUCGGUGCUUACUGGAGGAACCACCAUAAUUACUCAAACUAUGAAUAAUUUGCCCAUUGUUCCAAGAGAAGGCUCUCCAGAGUAUAUGGUAGCUUCAGUCGAUGGCACGGAAUCUGUUUCGCAGAGAAGUGGAAAGAAAAGGAGAAGGGAGAAGCACAAGAGAUACACUCCCGAUCCGAUAACAGGUGUUAAACAGAGAAAGAGGAAACAUAAAAGAAAGAGCCUCGAUGUUGAAAACCCCGAAGGGCAGUGCCAGCCUGAAAUUCAUCGGAGAAUAACUAUUAAGAUAAAGCCAAUUCCCCGACCGGAAGGAGAAGUUGCUUCGGAAUCAAGCCCACAGAUGUUUGUGGCAACUUCGACGAGUACGGAAAUGACACCGCCUCCGCCCAAACUCGCGUCGCCACCUCUUCCUCCUCCACCAGUUAACACGCCAAGCACGCCGAUUAAUGCACCAGGCAGUAGCAACAAUAGUAGACUGUCGUCAGGAAAUGGAAAAAAGGGAAAGGAAGCUGAUCUGUUAACGCAGUGUAGUGUCUGUGAUACUCCUGGGACGAAUCAGAACCUUGUUAGAUGCGAUGAAUGCAAGAAGUGCUACCAUUUUACUUGCCUGGACCCCCCUGUAAAAAAGACUCCCAAAAGGAGAGGUUACUCUUGGCACUGCGCGGACUGCGAUCCUAGUGCCUCCGAAACUGAGAAUUAAUUUCAUCAUUUUUAAAUCUGGAAUGGCAGCACUACAUUUAAUAUAAGUAAGGCAUUGAGUGUCUCGCAUAUUUCUUUGUAAAAAGUAACUGAAGGAUGUUUCCCUUUUGUUGAGAACGUGUAUACAAAAAAUUAGUGUUGUAAAUUCACUUUUUUUAUUAAGUGACAUAAUAAAUUUAAUUCAAACAGA